AUGGAGGGCUGCAUGGGGGAGGAAUCUUUUCAGAUGUGGGAGCUCAAUCGGCGCCUGGAGGCUUACUUGGCCCGGGUCAAGGCGCUAGAGGAGCAGAAUGAGCUGCUCAGCGCGGAGCUUGGGGGUCUCCGGGCACAGUCUGGGGACACCUCCUGGCGGGCCCGUGCCGACGAAGAGUUGACGGCCCUGCGGGCCCUCGUCGACCAGCGCUGGCGGGAGAAGCACGCGGCCGAGGUGGCGCGCGACAACCUGGCAGAAGAGCUGGAGGGCGUGGCGGGCCGAUGCCAGCAGCUGCGGCUGGCCCGGGAGCGGGUGGCGGAGGAGGCGUCCCGCAGCCGGCGCGCCGUCGAGGCGGAGAAAUGCGCCGGGGCCUGGCUGAGCACCCAGGCGGCGGAGUUGGGGCGCGAGCUAGAGGCUCUGCGCUCUGCGCACGAGGAGGAGCGCGCCGGCCUGAACGCGCAGGCUGCCUGUGUCCCCCGCGGUCCCGCGCCGCCCCGCGGGCCCCCAGCGCCGGCCCCCGAGGUGGAAGAGCUGGCCAGGCGGCUGGGCGAGGCGUGGCGCGGGGCAGUGCGCGGCUACCAGGAGCGUGUGGAGCACAUGGAGACGUCGCUGGGCCAGGCCCGCGAGCGGCUGGGGCGCGCGGUGCAGGGUGCCCGCGAGGGCCGCCUGGAGCUGCAGCAGCUCCAGGCGGAGCGCUGUGGCCUGCAGGAGCGCAGAGCGGCGUUGGAACAGAGGUUGGAGGGCCGCUGGCAGGAGCGGCUGCGAGCCACUGAGAAGUUCCAGCUGACUGUAGAGGCCCUGGAGCAGGAGAAACAAGGCCUACAGAGCCAGAUCGCCCAGGUCCUGGAAGGCCGGCAGCAGCUGGCACACCUCAAGAUGUCCCUCAGCCUGGAGGUGGCCACAUACAGGACCCUCCUGGAGGCUGAGAACUCCCGGCUGCAGACACCUGGCGGUGGUUCCAAGGCUUCCCUCAGCUUCCAGGACCCCAAGCUGGAGCUGCAAUUCCAUGGGACCCCAGAGAUCCGGCGGCUUGGACCUUUGCUCCCUGUCCUGAGCCCAAUUCCCCUCCCCUCACCCUUGCCUGCUACCCUUGAGACACCUGUGCCAGCCAUUCUGAAGAGCCAGGAAUUUCUCCAGGCCCAUGCCCCUACCUUGGCCAGCACCCCCACCCCACCUACACCUCAGGCUUCCUGUCCUGCUAUGGAUGCAGAAAUCAGAGCCCAAGAUGUCCCUCUCUCUCUUCUCCAGACACAGGGUGGGAGGCAACAGGCUCCAGAGCCCCUGUGGGCUGAAGCCAAGGUGGCCACCCCUACCAGCAUCCUGCCAGGACCAGAGGAGCCUGGGGGCAAGGGGCAAGAGUCCAGUUCAGGCCAGUCCCCUGAGGAUCAUGCCUCCUUGGCCCCACCCUUCAGCCCUGACCACCCUAGUUUAGAGGCUAAAGAUGGAGAAUCUAGUGGGUCUAGAGUGUCCAACAUAUUCCAGGAGGAAGAUGAAGGGCAAAUCAGGGGGCUGGUAGAGAAAGAAGCAGCUAUAGAGGUCAGAGUGGUGAACAACUUGCAGCAGGAAACAUGGCAAGAGGAAGGGGAUCUGAACAUGAAGAAAAUCCAGGAUUUCCAGGGUCCUUUGGAAAAAGAAACCCUGAAGGCUCUGGGAGAAGAAAUUCAAGAGCCACUGAUGUCUCUGGAAAACCAGAGCCAUGAGAUGCUAGAGAAGGAGAAUCAGGAAUCUUCAAGGUCAUUAGAAGAAGAGAUCUUAGAAACACUAGAAAGUUUAGAAAAGGAUGAUCAAGAGCCAGUGAAGACUUUGGAAGAAAAGGACAUGGAGGUAGUGAGAUCUCUAGAAAAGGAGACUCCAGAACUACUUAAGCCUAUAGGAAAAGAGGACCCACAGACAUUGCAAUCCCUAGAACAGGAGAAUCAAGAACUGAUGAUGUCUCUUGAAGGUAAUCUGGACACAUUUUUAUUUUCAGGAAAGGAGAAUCAAGAAUUAGUGAGAUCUCUAGAAGAGGAGAACUUAGAGUCAUUGAGGGCUCUAGAAAAGGAGAAUCAAGAGCCACUGAUACCUCAAGAAGCAGAGGACCAGGAGACAUCGAAACCUCUAGCAAAAGAGAAUCGGGAGCCCCUGAGGUCUCUAGACAAAGAGGAACAAGAGAGAUUGAGAUCUCUUGAAAAAGAGAUUCAACAGCCACCGAGGUAUCCAGGGGAAGAAGACCAGGUGACAGUAAGACCUCUAGAAAAGGUGAAUCCGGAGCCACUGAAGUCUCUUGGAAAAGAGCAGGAGAUAGCUAGACCUGUUGAGAAAGAGAAUCAAGAGUUAUUAAAGUCACUAAAAGAAGAGAGUGUAGAAGCAGUGAGAUCUUUAGAAACAGAGAACCUAGAAUCAGUGAAAUCUGCAGGAGAAGAGAACCUGGAAACACUGAAAUCUCUCAAAACUCAAGAGUCACUAUGUUGUCUAAGAGAAAUGAAUCAGGGGACAAUGAAACCUCUAGAAAAGGAAAUUCAAGAACCACUGGGAUCUGUGGAAGAAAACCAAGGGACACUGAGACUCCUAGAAAAGGAGAAUCAAGAACCACUGAGAUCUCUGGAAGAAUGGAACCUAGAGAAUUUGAGAUUUCCAGAAGAGGUAGAAAAGGAAAGUCAAGGGAAUCCAAAAGAGGAAGAGGACUUGGAGGAGGGAGAGAAUCAAGAGUCACUGAGGUCUCUGGAAGAAGAGAGACAGGAGCUGCCACAGUCUGCAAAUUGGCAGAGGGGGGAAGAUACAGACCAAGAACUGGGCCAGGAACCCCCUCUCGGGAGGGCUGUAGUGGAAAGUGGAGAGGAUGAGGUGGAGCUGGACCUGAGGGAGGAAGACAGCUUCCCUGGGAAGGAAGAGGUGGUAGAGCAGGGAGAGCUAUGGCUGAAUGCUACAGGGGAGGCCUGGUGCUCAGGCGAGGAGCACCCUAGGAGCCCUGGGCCCAAAGAGCAGAGGGGCCCAGCUGAGGAAGCCUGUGGGAAGGGAGGCACUGAGGGCCUCCAGGACCCUGAAGGGCAGCCAGAGCAGGUAGAGGCCCUAGGCCUCCAAGCUCCGCAGGGAAUGCCAGAGGUGAUAGAGUCCCUGCUGGAAGUUAAGAAUGCAGCCACAGGGGGUGAUCAACCCUCCCCAGAGGUCACCUUAGGGUCAGAGACAGCCAUGGGUGAGUCUGCUGCAGGAGCUGAGCAGGGACUGAAGCAGGAGGUGGUAGGGCUGGAGGACCCAGGCCUGGUCAGAGAGGAGAUGAUAGAGCAGCCCCUGGGGGAGGAAAGUUUGGAGGCAAAGAGGGUUCAGGGCUUGGAAGGGCCUGGAAAGGACCUAGAGGAGGCAGAGCUCUCCAAACUGCCCAGAAUGUGCAGAGACCCCCUGGAGUCUCCCAAGGGCAGUGAAGAGUCGGAGCCUGAGACCCCCUGGGCAACAGAGGAGGCAUUCCCUGCUGAGACCUCAAGCCAUGAUGAAAGUGAUGCCCCCCAGCCUAGGCCCCUGGGGUUAGAGGAAGCUGAGGAAGAUGCACAGCCAGUGCUGGGCCCCACCAGCCCAAAGUCAACCGAACCCUGGUUGCCCACCCCAAUUCUGGAAGAUGUCCCUGGAUCCCAGCCCCAGGCUGAGGGGAACCAGGGGGCUAGCUGGGGGAUGGAGGGUGGGGCUGAGGCCCUGGGGAAGGUAGAGAGUGAGCAGGAGGAGUUGGGUUGUGGGGAGAUCUCUGAGGGCCUCCAGGAGGAGGGGGAGGAGAGCAGAGAAGAGAGCGAGGCCGAUGAGCUAGGGGAAACCCUUCCCGACUCCACUCCCCUGGGCCUCUACCUCAGGUCCCCUACCUCCCCCAAGUGGGACCUGGUUGGAGGACAGAGGCCCUCCCCUCAAGGGGAGGCCAGAAAGGAAGCCUGGGAUCCUGCUGUCCUGACCUCCAAGGGCCUUGGGGACCAACCCUCAGAAGAGGGGGAAGGGGGAGGUGGAGAGGAGCAGUGUGGCCAUGACUCUGACCUGUCAGAGGAAUUUGAGGACCUGGGGACUGAGGCUUCUCUUCUUCCUGAGGUCCCCAGGGAGCUGGCAGAACCUCUGGGCCAGGUGGCUCCGCUGUUACUGGAGCCUGCUGCCUGGGAGCGGGAUGGGGAGUCUGAUGGGUUUGCGGAUGAGGAAGAGAGUGGGGAGGAGGGGGAGGAAGAAGAUGAAGAAGAGGGAAUGGAGCCAGGGGCUGGGCAGUGGGGGCCAGGGUCCUCCGUUAGCAGCCUCCAUGUCCUUAGUAGCCCUCAGAGAGGAGAGCUCCUGGAGUCUGACACUGUGGGUGUCAGUGUCCCCUGGGAUGAUGGCUUGAGGGGCACGGUGGCCGAUGCCCCCGUGACUGCCCUGGAGACGGAAUCCCAGGACAGUGCUGAGCCUUCUGGCUCAGAGGAAGAGUCUGACCCUGUUCCCUUGGAGAGAGAGGACGAAGUCCCUGGCCCUCUGGAAACCCCCAGUGAGGUGGAGGACACAGGCUCCAGGGAAGGGGACACCCAUGGUGUAAAUGGCCGGGGCCCCAAAUUGGAAGAGUCAGAGCACGUGAAUGGGGGGGUGGUGAAUGGGUUGGAGCAGUCUGAGGGAGUGGGGCAGGGAAAACUGGGGGGCCCUAAGGGGGCCCAAGGGAGCCCCUUACAGGAGGAGGAGAGGGGUGCCCUGAAGACCCCUUGGGCAGGGGCUUCUCUUCACCUGGGCCCAGGCCAGUUCCUGAAGUUCACUCAGAGGGAAGGAGAUGGAGAGUCCUGGUCCUCAGGGGAAGACUAGAGAAAGCGCUCCUUGCACACUGAGGACUUGGGGCGGGGAGGGGGUGGGAAGACGUCCUCAAGCCCCCUCCCUGCUCAGGGGCAGCAGCCUUAAUUUAUGAUCUCUGGAGUUGCAGUUUCUGUCCUAGAGGCCUGGCUGGCCAAGGUGAAAUGGGGUGUGGCACAGGAGCCCGUCCCAAGAAUGGAGGCUCUAGGAAUGAAAACCUGGGGCCCUGCAAAGGGGACAUCCUUCCUGCACAUCCCAUAAGCUUAAGUCAGCAGAAUCCCUAUAGAACUAGGCCCCCUUUGCUCUGCAUCCUAUCAGGUGGGAAAGGCCUGGAGCCCAGUGGUUCCUCCGAAGGGAGGGGGCUGUGGUGGUCUUUGUGCCAGGGCUCACCAGCCCCGCCCCAACUCACUACAGCAGCAGCGCCCUCAUGGGAUGUCUGGCCUGUGGCAAUGGAGGGGAGAGGUGGUCCCAUGUCUUGAACCCCUUCAUCCCUGCCUCUUGUGACCUUGUCUGGCUCAUCCUUGCCUGAAUAAAGUAAAGCCUCUGCCUAUAAA
Galeopterus variegatus (Sunda flying lemur) is the source of this 5306-nucleotide messenger RNA. It is a transcript of the gene NES, whose product is annotated as nestin. NCBI's taxonomy places the organism in Eukaryota, Metazoa, Chordata, Mammalia, Dermoptera, Cynocephalidae. The record is from RefSeq and is a predicted model, not a curated record. Gene Ontology annotation, cellular component: intermediate filament. Bases 1 to 4767 code for a protein of 1588 amino acids. Gene Ontology annotation, molecular function: intermediate filament binding; CCR5 chemokine receptor binding. The transcript has 5 exons. Gene Ontology annotation, biological process: positive regulation of intermediate filament depolymerization.